This is a messenger RNA of Didymella exigua CBS 183.55, 1785 nucleotides long. RefSeq lists its product as uncharacterized. Gene Ontology annotation, molecular function: alpha-tubulin binding. The record is from RefSeq and is a predicted model, not a curated record. NCBI's taxonomy places the organism in Eukaryota, Fungi, Ascomycota, Dothideomycetes, Pleosporales, Didymellaceae. Gene Ontology annotation, biological process: protein folding. The transcript is spliced from 2 exons. Bases 1 to 1785 code for a protein of 594 amino acids.
AUGGCAACAGACAUUUACAUUGGCAAACGACUUUCGUUCGAUGGUCAACUUUGCACAGUCCGGUUUCGUGGUUUUGUAGAAGGCACGAAAGGGGAGUGGCUAGGCGUCGAGUGGGACGAUCCCACACGUGGAAAGCACUCUGGUGAACACCAAGGCCACAGAUACUUCGAAUGUCUAAGUAAGCACGCAACAGCAGGGUCGUUCAUCAGGCCGACCCGUAAGCCGGACGCACCACGCUCUUUCGUUGAGGCAUUGAGGGCAAAAUAUGCAGACGAUGACUUCGAGGACCCAACUGUGCAGGUCGUGUUCGUUACGAAAGAGGGCGACAACGCACAGAUGAAAAAAUACCCAACAGCACGGUUGAACCAGCCAAUACGGUUCAACGGCAAGGUUGCAGAAGAGGUCGGCUUUGAUAAGAUCAGAAAACAGCUCGCGCAGCUAGAGGAGCUCAGAUAUGUCAUUCUGGACGGUCUGCGAAUGUGGAAACCUGAGGUGAGGCAGAGCGCGAGAUCAAAGGAUGAGCCAGAGUGGCCUCAAGCACACACGGACAUCAAAGAUGCGUGCCCAAAGACCUACGAGCUGGAUCUUAGUCGGAACCUGUUCGAAGAGUGGAGGGAAGUUGCCGCCAUAUGCGAACAACUGGACCGGUUAAGGAGCCUUCGAGUCGAUGGGACACGGUUCAGAGACACAUCACUAACUCAGGUUGAGCUCGAGCGCAGUCGCCGGAUAUUCGCCAAUAUCACGACAUUAAAGCUCGAAGACGACUUACUAGCAUGGGAAGAUCUCGCCAACAUCACACACCAGUUCUCCACCCUCACCACACUCUCGGCAUCGAGCAAUUUCUACUCCAGACUUACGAAACACUUCCUCAAUCCAACUAUCACCGACCUCACACUGGAAGAAAACCUCUUCCCCUCCUUAUCAGCCCUCGAACCACUGACCAAAAUGCCGAACCUCCAGCGCCUAAUCCUAAAAUCCAACAAAAUCUUCGAAAUCGGCACACAGGCACCCAUAUUUCCCAGCACAGUCCGAGAAGUCGAUCUCUCCUUCAACGAAAUAACAACAUGGCCUUUCAUUGAAGCACUUUCGCACGUCUUCCCCGGCCUGACAAGCCUCCGUGUCUCGCACAAUCCGCUCUACGAGGCCCUCCAGUCCCCCGACGGUCGCACCCUCACCGCAGAUGACGGGUACAUGCUUACGCUCGCGCGACUCGGAAACCUCAAGAUGCUGAACCACAGUCCGAUCAGCGACAAAGAGCGCCUGAACGCUGAGAGCUACUACCUUUCACUUAUCGUGAAGGAAAUGCAGUUUGCGCCCGAGAGUCUGCAAGGCCAGAUUCUAAAUGGCCAUCCAAGGUACAAGUGGCUGUGCGAAGAGUAUGGAGAACCGGAUCUCAAGCGCGGUGCGAAUAAGGUGAAUCCGAAUUCGCUUGCUGCACGGCUGCUGAAGAUCAGGUUCUACCUUGUGAGUGAUAGCAAGGAGGUGAAGCAGGUGGAGAUCCCAAUGAGCUGCACAGCGUACACGGUUCUCGGUAUUGUGGGUCCGCUGUUUGGUGCUGCGCCGAGCGAAUGCAGGCUGGUGUGGGAGACGGGCGAUUGGAUGCCGGCGAAGAGGACGAUGGCGGAGGUUGAAGACGGUGGCUGGGAUUCUGAUGGUAGCGAAGACGAAGUGGUGACAAGCAAGGUGAUGCGGGAAGUUGAGAUUAAGCCUGGGACGAGAUCGAUAGGUACCUGGAUUGAUGGCAUGGAGGCUACUGUGAGGGUUGAGCUGAAGGAUCGGCAGUGA